AUGUCGUCGUCGGAGGGUGCCCCGGAGUCAUGGAUCUCCUCAUUCUGCUCACUUAUGGGUCAUGAAUUCUUUGCGGAGGUAUCGGAGGAUUUCAUUGAGGAUGACUUCAACCUGACGGGUCUGCAGUCGCAGGUGCCCAUGUACAAGGAGGCGUUGGAGAUGAUUCUCGAUGUCGAACCUGAAGAUGAUGAAGAUGAGGAAGAAGAGGAAGAGGAGGAGGAAGACGAGGAUGAUGUUCUGGGUGAUGACCGACCAUUGGGAUACCGGAGGGCUGGCGAUCGCCGACACGCGCGCGUGGCCAGUGAUUUGAGUGUCAUCGAGAGCUCUGCGGAACUUCUGUACGGUCUUAUCCACCAGCGUUAUAUUACUUCGCGACCCGGUAUUCAACAAAUGCUCGAAAAGUACGAAAUGCAGCACUUUGGAGUAUGCCCGCGCGUCAAUUGUAAUGGAUGCAAGGUUCUACCUGUCGGCCGAUCUGAUACCCCCGGCCAAGAAACUGUGAAGCUAUUCUGCCCUGGCUGCAUGGAUAUCUAUACCCCGCCAAACAGCCGUUUUCAUUCCGUUGAUGGAGCAUUCUUUGGAACAACAUUUGGAUGCCUGUUCUUCAUGACUUUCCCAGAUCUUGACAUAGGACCACGCUUAGAUUCCUCACUUUCCAACAUGUCACGAAACGCUCCACAGUCUGGAAGCCGAGCUACGACUUCCGAAUACGAGCCAGCUACCCCCGAAGACCAGCCCCUUGAGAUCAACGGGGUGCACACAAGCAACUUUUGCCCAGGACUUGGGCGCGGAAAACUCUACGACCCGAAAAUUUAUGGAUUCAAGGUUUCUGAGGCUUCGCGCGUGGGUCCCCGUAUGAAGUGGCUUCGAUUGAAACCUAAAAACAUCUACGAACUUGACGAGGCUGGGCAGCACGAACAAGUCCUUGCCCUCCAAGAAGGUGGAAACGCAAACACUCGCACCGAGAAAUCUCGUGGUGGAGACAAGGAUGGAGACACAGAAAUGAACCCUACGCAAAACCAGGACGCGUCGAUUGCAAAUCGGAAAAAGGCACCUAUGCGCCGGAGGCGACUGGGCGACCCUGCCUCAGGUCAAAACGCACAAGCGGAGCUUUAA
Messenger RNA from Penicillium angulare, 1116 nucleotides. RefSeq names its product casein kinase II subunit beta. NCBI's taxonomy places the organism in Eukaryota, Fungi, Ascomycota, Eurotiomycetes, Eurotiales, Aspergillaceae. The transcript has a single exon. The record is from RefSeq and is a predicted model, not a curated record. Gene Ontology annotation, molecular function: protein kinase regulator activity. Gene Ontology annotation, cellular component: cytoplasm; protein kinase CK2 complex. Bases 1 to 1116 code for a protein of 371 amino acids.